Knipowitschia caucasica is the source of this 1071-nucleotide messenger RNA. The record is from the annotation of a GenBank genome assembly. NCBI's taxonomy places the organism in Eukaryota, Metazoa, Chordata, Actinopteri, Gobiiformes, Gobiidae.
AUGCCUCCUCCAGCAGCUACUAAUCUGGGUUACACUCCCCCUGACGGAGGAUGGGGCUGGGUGGUCGUCUUUGCUGCUUUCAUCUCUAUUGGAUUCUCCUACGCUUUCCCCAAGUCUCUUACUGUGUACUACAAGGAGAUUCAAGAAUACUUUGGCGCGUCCUACAGUGAGAUAGCAUGGGUGUCCUCCGUCAUGCUCGCCUCCAUGUAUGCCGCAGGGCCCAUCAGCAGUGUUUUGGUAAACCGUUAUGGCAGCAGACCUGUGGUGAUGGCAGGUGGACUGUUGGUCAGUGCUGGAAUGAUCCUAGCAUCCUUUGGCACUUCCAUUAUACACCUUUACCUCUGUGUUGGAGUAAUUGGGGGCUUCGGACUUGCAUUCAACCUGCAACCUGCGCUGACCAUUAUCGGCACUUACUUUCAGGCCAAAAGGCCUCUGGCUAAUGGACUGGCCAUGACAGGAAGUCCAGUGGUGUUGUUCACUCUUGCUCCUCUGAACCAGUACCUGUUUGAUUCUUAUGGCUGGAGGGGAAGCUUCCUCAUUUUAGGAGGCAUUGUCCUGAACUGCUGUGUGGCUGGUUCUCUGAUGAGACCAGUGAAGAAAACGGUUGUGUCCAAAACCGAGCCUUCAGAGUGUCAUGAGAAGGAGGCAGCAGGCUCGCCGAGGACUGAGGACAGCUCGAAGAGCCAGAGAUGUCUGGUGGUCUAUGCAAUCAUCUUUGGUGUGGCUUUUGGCAUGGUGUGUGCUCUGCUCUUUGAGACGCUCAUGGACCUGGUCGGAGCCCAGCGCUUCUCCAGUGCAGUAGGGUUGGUCACCAUCAUAGAGUGUGGGCCAGUGCUGCUGGGACCCCCAAUAUCAGGUGCUAUGGUGGAUGCCUUUGGGGACUACAAAUACAUGUACUACACAUGUGGGGUGCUAAUGUUGCUCCCUGGAAUCUUCUUCUUUAUUAUGCAUUUUUACAACUACAAGAAACUGGAGGCGGAGCAGAGGAAGAACACAGCUGUGGAAACUGCAAAAGACACAGCUCAACAAAUGAUGUACCAAAAGGACAAUGGAUCUGAACAUGAAGCAUGA